This is a messenger RNA of Panicum virgatum (switchgrass), 788 nucleotides long. RefSeq names its product zinc finger protein ZAT5-like. The record is from RefSeq and is a predicted model, not a curated record. Lineage: Eukaryota; Viridiplantae; Streptophyta; Magnoliopsida; Poales; Poaceae. The transcript has a single exon. Bases 139 to 609 code for a protein of 156 amino acids.
UUACCUAUAGCUUGCUUUGUCUUAGCACUACGUAGGCAACUAGGCACUGCACUGCACGUGCUACUUUAUGCAGUAUAUAUACAUAUACAGUACGUCAUACGUGAUCCAUCCAAGCUACAUCAUAUCGAGCUUCCAUUCAUGGCCACCACCACCGCACGACCAACGCCGCUGGCGACCAACUUACUGCGGCUGUUCCUGACGCUAUCGCCGGCGAGCAGGGUGAUCCCCAAGCAGCAAGGGCAGGGCGGUGGCUGCAGGGCAACGCGGCUGGACGGCGCCGGCGAGUUUCGGUGCCGCACCUGCGGCCGCGCGUUCGCCACGUUCCAGGCGCUGGGAGGCCACCGCACCAGCCACAAGCGCCCGCGGGUGCGCGCCGACGGGCUCGACCUCCUGCUCGGCGCGAGGCCCGGCAAGGGCGCCGCCGCCAGCGGCGUCCACCGGUGCGACACGUGCGGCCUCGUGUUCUCCACCGGACAGGCGCUCGGCGGCCACAUGCGACGCCACAGGUCGCCGCCGGCGACCAUCAAGUUCGUCGCCUUGUCUGAUGAUGGAGAGGAUGACGAUGCGAGCCACUUGUCGACCGCCACGUCGUUCAUCAAGUUCAUAUGAAUUAUUGAACGAUCCAUCAGUAUAUAUAUGUCAUCAACGUUAGUUAAUCUGGCCAGCCGGGGUGGUUUCUUCGUCCACUAACUAAUAUGCAUGUAAUAAUAUGCCACAAGAGGAUUAUUUUAUUUUAGUUUGUUGAACUAUAUAACCGUCGUAGCUAGUAAAAAAUAUACACAGUUUGA